AUGCACUUCCAGACCGCCCUCGUCGCCCUCUUCGCCGCCGUCGCCGCCGCCGAGACGAUCGACCAGCUCGUGGCCCAGAUCCCCAGCUGCGCGACGCCGUGUCUGGCCUCGGCCGCAAAGAGCGUCGGCUGCGGCGUAUCCGACGCCAACUGCCAGUGCGAGCACAUCACCGACCUGACCAAGAGCGCGCUCAUGUGCGUGUCGGGCGCUUGCAACCAGGAUGAUCUGAAGACUACUUCCGAGACCAGCACCCAGAUCUGCCUCGCUGUCGCCCAGCAGGCUGGUGACAGUGCUUCUUCCUCGGCCCUCGCCAGCGCCAGUGGUGCCGCUACCUCUGCCGCCAGCUCCCUAAGCAGUACGGCCAGUUCUGCUACCGCUUCCGCGACCCCGGCAGCCGCUGCCCACGCCGGUGCUGGCAUGGGUCUUGUUGGUGCUGCUGCCUUUGUUGCCUUUGCUCUGUAG
This is a messenger RNA of Anthostomella pinea, 462 nucleotides long. NCBI's taxonomy places the organism in Eukaryota, Fungi, Ascomycota, Sordariomycetes, Xylariales, Xylariaceae. The record is from the annotation of a GenBank genome assembly.